Penicilliopsis zonata CBS 506.65 is the source of this 846-nucleotide messenger RNA. RefSeq lists its product as hypothetical. The transcript has 6 exons. The annotation marks the transcript as partial. Lineage: Eukaryota; Fungi; Ascomycota; Eurotiomycetes; Eurotiales; Aspergillaceae. The record is from RefSeq and is a predicted model, not a curated record. Gene Ontology annotation, molecular function: methyltransferase activity.
AACGGACGGCGAUAUCAAUCCUACCGAACAGGGGCGCAUUUUAUCCCCAAUGAUGAACAUGAGCAGGACCGUAUGGACCUGACCCAUCACAUCUACAUGCUACUCACGGGCGGGAAUUUGUAUUUCGCCCCGAUAAGUAAUCCGCGACGGGUUCUCGACCUCGGCACAGGGACGGGCAUCUGGGCGAUUGACUUCGCAGACCAACAUCCAAACUCAUUUGUCAUCGGAAACGACCUCAGUCCAAUCCAACCAUCAUGGCUCCCCCCUAACCUCAUCUUCGAAGUGGACGACUUUGAAAGCGAAUGGGCCCACACAGGAAAGUUCGACUUCAUUCACAGCCGCGAGAUCGAAGGAAUGGUCAAGGACUUUGACCGACUCUUCGAGCAAGCCUUUGACGCCCUAAACCCAGGCGGCUGGCUUGAGUUCCAGUCCAUCGAGCUCGCGCGCCGCUGCGACGAUGACUCGUACCACCUCGCCGCCGCCUUCGACCGCUGGCGUGACCUCGUCCAUAGCGCCGCCCAGGGCUUCGGCAAACGCUUUGAUACCAUCCACUCCUGGCCGGAUAGGAUGAAACGCACGGGCUUUACCAACGUGCGCCGUGAAAUCCUCAAUCUCCCCUUUAGUCCAUGGCCAAAGGACCCCAAAUUAAAAGAACUGGGCCGGUACCAGCAAAUCAAUCUGUUACAGGGAAUGGUCUCGUACAGUCUCUUCCUCUUCACCAACGUCUUAGGCUGGAGUCAGGCGGACGUCUACGCCCUGCUCGUCGAUGUGCAGGCCGUGCUGCGGAACCCGGCGGUGCAUUUCUAUACCCGUGUGCACUUCGUAUAUGGUCAGAAACCAUACUAG